Molecule: messenger RNA, 506 nt
Organism: Capsella rubella
Lineage: Eukaryota; Viridiplantae; Streptophyta; Magnoliopsida; Brassicales; Brassicaceae
Product: glycine-rich protein 3 short isoform
Exons: 2
Coding region: 41-313 (90 amino acids)
Source: RefSeq, a predicted model, not a curated record
AAGAGUGUGUUUUAACUAACUAAGCAGUACUUGUAAGAAAAUGGCUUCCAAGACUUUGCUUCUUUUGGGUCUACUCGCAUUUCUUCUCAUCGUCUCAGACAUGGCUGUUGCGGACACGGUGAAGCCAAAGAAUGAGAAAACUGUGCAACCUGAUGGUGGAAAUGGAGGCCACAUGAGCCAUCUAUCUGAUGGAGGAGGAUACGCUGGAAAUGGAGGUUACUGCCGCCGCGGCUGUUGCCACAGGAAUGAACGUGGCUGCUCAGGGUGUUGUAGAUAUGCCGGAGAAGCUGUGACGAUUCAGACUGGUCACUAAAUUUACAUAAUAUAUCAACCAACAUGUUAUGUGUGUAUUAUAAGCUAACCAUGCAUGGUGCGUUUGUAAUGAAGUGCUUAAGAAGAGAAACUAUAAUAAAAGUUUCUCAAAUCGUAAUGUAAUGUCUUAAUUCAUGUUUGUGUUGUAAUUUGUGUCGUUGUGUUUCAUUCAGUAAUAAAAUAUUGUUAUCUUA